AUGUUCGGCCGUCAACAAACACGAAGCUUUCCCAAGCGAAGCGGCUCGGGAUACUCCUCCUUCGAGAGCGACAGCGAAGACGACAUGAUCAGGCCCUGCGCCGCUACGUCAGAGAAGCCCGAGGCCCAAGUCACGAUGACCGAGUACGCCCCGGCACCAACCCCGAAUGUGGAGCACUCCGCGCACCCGAGACCGUCCCUCACGGGCCGCCGCUCCUCCGCCGACGACGCCGACCUGGAGGAGAUGUGGGAGUGCAUGCUCGAGCUUCAGCAGAAGUACCACUGCUACAACUCGACGCGCAUGGAGAUUGCCGCCGACAGCGAGGAUGCCACGGAGAUGAUGCCUACCAAGGCCUGCAUGGACAUGCUCAAUGACUCGAUUGACUCCGAGUCCCUUCCCGAAGAGGGCUGGAAGAAGCUCAGCAAGUACCUCGUCACGGAAUGUGACGCGAGUCAAAAGCCGCAGAAGUGGAAGUUCUGGAGACACGCCUAA
This is a messenger RNA of Colletotrichum karsti, 492 nucleotides long. RefSeq lists its product as uncharacterized. The record is from RefSeq and is a predicted model, not a curated record. Lineage: Eukaryota; Fungi; Ascomycota; Sordariomycetes; Glomerellales; Glomerellaceae. The coding region runs from base 1 to 492 and encodes 163 amino acids. The transcript is spliced from 2 exons.